AUGAACUUGAGGAACACAGUAACCCCGCUAACCGCUUCCAUUGCAAUUCUUUUUCUCUUGGGGACUUUGCUACUAUAUUUUCUUACAGUCUUGUCCGGUGCUACAGAACACUCAAUCUUGAAGAGAUUCUAUUGGCUUCAAGCAGAUUGUUCAAAGUUCCCCGGUGCUCCCUUUAGUGGCCAAUGCAGAUGGACUAAUUACGCCAUUUGCGCCGUCGUGGACGGCUAUAACCACAACUGCAUAAAGUCGGCUGCACACCCAUUCUCCCCAAAGGAUAACUUUAGCUCCACAGUGGGAGUUCCAAUGGCCUUUAUCAAUAAUAGAAAUUACUACUACUACACGAGCAGAAUCGGUUACGCCUUUGAAUUAGUGGGAAUCUCCUUUUUGACAUUUUCUCUAAUGGCCCUUGUUGUCCACCUCUUUACAAAGUUUAAAGUCAAGUUGGCCUUUAAGGGCCUCUUUUGGUCCUUCUACAUAUUGGCCUUUGUCUUCACCGUCAUCUCUGUCGCAUUGUCCACUUCUGCAUAUGCCAAGGGAAGACAAAAGUUUAGAGACGACGGCAUUGAGGCUUCCCUAGGCACGAAAACCUGGGCUGUUGCUUGGACUACGGUCGCAUUGAUGCUAAUCAACAUGCCUCUCUUGGCAUUGGCUACAGUAGAAUGGAACAAAGGUAGAGACUCCUUUUACUCCCCAGAUUACUAUACUACUAAUAAAGAGUCAUACCAGGAACCUCUUGCUGUAAACCCAGUUCCAACCUCAACCGGCCCUUGGUUCAAGAGAAGAUCAGCAACUAAAAACUCAUCCUACUCGCAACAACCGCCAAUCUCAGCCACUCCGGCUAUAAAGGAAGAAGUUAAGGCAGGGGCUGUUCCCCUAGAUAAACACCCGGCAGAUGAUACCCUCCAACCUUAG
Molecule: messenger RNA, 912 nt
Organism: Pichia kudriavzevii
Lineage: Eukaryota; Fungi; Ascomycota; Pichiomycetes; Pichiales; Pichiaceae
Exons: 1
Coding region: 1-912 (303 amino acids)
Biological process (GO): cortical actin cytoskeleton organization; septin cytoskeleton organization; endocytosis
Cellular component (GO): cell cortex; membrane raft; plasma membrane
Source: RefSeq, a predicted model, not a curated record